Messenger RNA from Pongo pygmaeus (Bornean orangutan), 1406 nucleotides. RefSeq names its product FEV transcription factor, ETS family member (gene FEV). NCBI's taxonomy places the organism in Eukaryota, Metazoa, Chordata, Mammalia, Primates, Hominidae. Gene Ontology annotation, cellular component: nucleus. Bases 110 to 829 code for a protein of 239 amino acids. The record is from RefSeq and is a predicted model, not a curated record. Gene Ontology annotation, molecular function: sequence-specific DNA binding; DNA-binding transcription factor activity, RNA polymerase II-specific. The transcript has 3 exons. Gene Ontology annotation, biological process: regulation of transcription by RNA polymerase II; cell differentiation.
CUUGUCACCCGCGGUCGCUUCGGGCGGGGAUCGGUGCCACCGAGCGCAAAGCCUGCCUCGCCCCCCUUCCCCGUCCCCCCCAUCUCCCACCGCCCAGUCCCCGGCGGCGAUGAGACAGAGCGGCGCCUCCCAGCCCCUGCUGAUCAACAUGUACCUGCCAGAUCCCGUCGGAGACGGUCUCUUCAAGGAAGGGAAGAACCCGAGCUGGGGGCCGCUGAGCCCCGCGGUUCAGAAAGGCAGCGGACAGAUCCAGCUGUGGCAGUUUCUGCUGGAGCUGCUGGCUGACCGCGCGAACGCCGGCUGCAUCGCGUGGGAGGGCGGUCACGGCGAGUUCAAGCUCACGGACCCGGACGAGGUGGCGCGGCGGUGGGGCGAGCGCAAGAGCAAGCCCAACAUGAACUACGACAAGCUGAGCCGCGCCCUGCGCUACUACUACGACAAGAACAUCAUGAGCAAGGUGCAUGGCAAGCGCUACGCCUACCGCUUCGACUUCCAGGGCCUGGCGCAGGCCUGCCAGCCGCCGCCCGCGCACGCCCAUGCCGCAGCCGCAGCUGCUGCCGCCGCCGCCGCCGCCGCCCAAGACGGCGCGCUCUACAAGCUGCCCGCCGGCCUCUCCCCGCUGCCCUUCCCCGGCCUCUCCAAACUCAACCUCAUGGCCGCCUCGGCCGGGGUCGCGCCUGCCGGCUUCUCCUACUGGCCGGGCCCGGGCCCCGCCGCCACCGCUGCAGCCGCCACUGCCGCGCUCUACCCCAGUCCCAGCUUGCAGCCCCCGCCAGGGCCCUUCGGGGCCGUGGCCGCAGCCUCUCACUUGGGGGGCCAUUACCACUAGACGGGGCGGUCGGGUGCCUGCGGCCUCGCCCUCACCCCCAGAGUCUCACCCGAUCCCAUCUGCAUCCCGGGGAGGGGCCCGGGAGCUUCCGUCAACCGUCCUCUAAUCCAGAGUUUACUCCACCUGCCGCACUUAGCAGGGGGACGGGACCGGAGCUCCUCAAUCCUUGUCUGAUACUAGAUUUGCUCCCGUCCCACCCCGCAGUCCCCUGAGGAGGGCGAUGUGAGCCCUCUUUCACUUUUUUUCUUCUCGGUCUCCAGGUCCCGGAGGGGAUUUGUGGACCUCUGUUGUCUCCCCACCACUCCGGUGCAUUUCCGCCUGGCUCCUAGAAGCCCCAUUCAAUAUCACUUCUCUUUAACGAGUGCCAAAUCUUUUCCCACUUUUGCUCUUCCCCGAGGAACUGCUCCCACCUCAACACGUGGAGGCCUCUCACGGUCCUCCUUCCUGGGACCUGAGCAGGUUUGGUGAAAGCCACCGUCCUCCGUGACACACGGCCCCCUUCCUCCUGUCCCCACACUCGCAGGAGGGCCCAGUGUGUUUCUUACCCUUUCAGCCCCAUUAAAGCUCCUGAGCUCUC